GUUGAACUGAGGAGACAGUUACAGAUGCACGUCACGGGACCCAAAUUAAAGCUUGUUAACUCAUCCAUGUGUUUUCACCUCCAUCAUGACCUACAUUUGAAAACAGACGAUUUGUCUCCAUCUCGUGGAGAAACGAGGCAGCACAUGGAGCCGACACCGCGCUCAUGUCGCGCAAACAGGGCUAACCUAUUUCUUAAACGUCAGGGUCUCCAGACACCAGCAGCAAAAAAACGGUCACACGCUGCCAGAUUUCACGUGUCACCUGCUGACACUCUUUCUAUGUCCAGAAUCCGCAUGCCGUCAUCAGCAGGUGCCUUUAUUUACUUCUGGUCCAGUUAGCCGCUGCCUGCUGCAAUGGAAGUCAACAGGGACGAAGCGGAGCGCUGCAUUGACAUUGCAACUGCGUUGUUAAGCAACGACCAGCCGGAGAAGGCGCAGAGGUUCCUGGAGAAGGCGCAGAGACUCUUCCCGACAGAGAAAGCGAAGGUACUGCUGGAGCUAAUAUCAAAGAAUGGAUUUACACCUAGACAUGGCUGCCACUCAGACUUCAGUGGGGUCUCAGGGCCUCGACAGCGGCAGACCAAGAGUGAGGAUACCAGACCCGAAGAAAAGCCUUCAGACACCUCAAAAUCCUACACGGCAGAUCAGCUAGAUGCUGUGAGGAGGAUAAAGCAAUGUAAAGACUUCUAUGAAAUUCUUGGGGUCCAGGCAGAUGCUUCUGAGGAUGAACUCAAAAGAUCAUAUAGAAAACUUGCUUUGAAAUUCCAUCCAGACAAGAAUCAUGCUCCAGGUGCUACAGAGGCAUUUAAAGCUAUUGGGAAUGCGUAUGCUGUUCUGAGUAACGCUAACAAAAGAAGACAUUAUGAUCAAUGUGGAGAAGAAAGGAGGCAUCCUUCAAGACACGGCCAAGACAAUGAAAACUUCGAGCCAGAUAUUUCACCUGAAGACCUCUUUAAUAUGUUCUUUGGAGGAGGUUACCCGUCAAGUAAUGCUAAUGUGUACACUAAUGGGCGGAUGCGUUACCAAAGGAGAGAGAGAAGGGAGCGACAGCGAGAUGGAGGCCUUGCUCUCUUCGUGCAGGUCAUGCCCAUCCUCAUCCUGGUUAUUGUGUCAGCCCUCAGUCAGAUAAUGGUGAACAGCCCCCCCUACAGCCUCAGCUUCAGGCCGUCAGCAGGUUACACACAGAAGAGGCUGACAGAGAACCUGAAGGUGCCAUAUUAUGUGGGGGAGCAGUUCUCCAAGGAGUUCACUGGAGUGAAUCUGAAGAAUUUGGAGCGGACGGUGGAGGAUGAUUAUAUUUCCAACCUUCGCAACAAUUGCUGGAAGGAGAAACAACAAAAGGAAGGCAUGCUUUACAGAGCUCGCUAUUUUGGAGACACUGAUCUGUACCAAAGAGCACAGAGGGCUCGCACACCAAGCUGCGCCAAGCUGUCCGAGAUCACAGCUUCAUUACAUGGUUGAGGCUGCUUUCAUAAUUAAAAGUUUCCAGAAUCAACACAAAAGAUUAUUGGCUGUAAAUAGAUGCUUUAACAAUCUGAAGACUGAAGAUGACUCAACAAGCAACACAAACAAACCAGCACCAAUCUGCAUCAAACUGACCACACAAACUGGUUGAAACCAUUUCUGUGGAAUUUUAGAAUACGAAAUUAUGAUGUUAAUAUAAUGUUUUGAAAUGGAAAAGCCACUUAAAAUAGCUUGUCCUCCUGACAAGAUAGGGGUUUGGAAAACCUCCAAUCCCCAGUUUUGACAGGGAGCCAUGACGCUGGCAGAGGUCACUUCAUGGUUUUUUGCGAGAAUGCAGUAUGAAACCAGAACAUUGUGAGUGUGAUAUAGUCGUCCGGAUGUUAUUUAUGUAGCAGCUGACUAGAUACCCCCUUGAAUGCUUCCUCUUUCAUUUUAUGCAGUCAAAUCGAGUUUUAGGGGGAUAUGCUGAUUUGACUUCAAAUGCACAUUCUGAAACUAUGCAGGAAUAAUAUGAAACCUCUGAUGAAUAUACACUCAUGUCUAGGGUUUGUCAGACACUUGAACACCUGAGAUUUGUCUUCUGCUGUGUGUGUGAGAGAUAACAAUUAGGAAAUGUCCCUUUACACUUUGCCUCCUUUAAUUGUAUUAAAGAUAGUGUUAUAUAGUGUAACUCGACGGCACUUCACAAUAAAUGCUGAGAAUAAAGAGAGACGUGCCUACCCACAAAGUGGGACUUUAACAGGUUCUAGUUUUGGAGCAUAAUGUCUCUGAUGAACAUCUGUUGGAAAAAGCAAUUUUUGUCUCACUUUUUAAGUUUAUAGUAUUUAUUUUUUGUAUUAUUUAUUUAAAAAAAUUGAUUAUCAGACUAAGAAAACACUACAGCUCUUGCUCACUUUUUCCACCUUGUUUUUACUCCCAGAUAAAAAUAAAUAUGGAUGCUUAAACCUG
Siniperca chuatsi (mandarin fish) is the source of this 2412-nucleotide messenger RNA. RefSeq names its product DnaJ heat shock protein family (Hsp40) member B12b (gene dnajb12b). The coding region runs from base 355 to 1461 and encodes 368 amino acids. NCBI's taxonomy places the organism in Eukaryota, Metazoa, Chordata, Actinopteri, Centrarchiformes, Sinipercidae. The record is from RefSeq and is a predicted model, not a curated record. Gene Ontology annotation, molecular function: Hsp70 protein binding. The transcript has 9 exons. Gene Ontology annotation, biological process: cellular response to misfolded protein. Gene Ontology annotation, cellular component: endoplasmic reticulum membrane.